CGGUAGGGCGAAAGCUGCUUGGUGUGACGAUGGAUUGGCAGCGAUUCAUGCUGACUAUGGAACUGGGAAGAAUCUCCUGAUAAUUACAAGGAAGAGUGGAACCAUUACGAAGACGAGACUUUCUUUAUGAUGGAUAAGUAUAACCCUCCUCAGGUCACUCUCUCCGCCCUCACUGAGACUGGUCGAGACGAAUCAACAAUCCCUGUGUUGAAACAGCGGUCAUAUACUGGUACAAAUGUCAUACCAUCUACUCUGGCCGACACUCCUUGUGCCGAUCUUGGUGUUCGUGGAGUUUUCGAGAAGCUUAACACGACACUCGGCACUUCAUACACUCCAUCCCCCCUGUUGUUCUCACUUCUUGAAUCCUACAUCAAACAAGGAUACGAUUUUGGCACGGUCUAUGCUCAUUUGCGUUUCUACUGGUUUAACCCGGCCAUUAUCGAAGAAUCGUUGCACAGAGAUGAAGAAGAGGACAAGAAAAUGCGGAGAAAAGCAAUCGUCGGUGACAGGAUCACCAAGCGGGACAUGCCCCCUCGGCGCAUCUGGGAUCUAUAUGCCAAUCGGGUGGUCCCAUUCUGGAUUGCAGUCUCAUACUGGCAUGCGAUAUCGCAUGCAUGGGUGUCUGAGGAGGAGCGCAUGAAUCUGAUGACACCCAUCAAUGGCUACGAGUGGCCCGUGCCCAUGCCGAAAGAUGCCGACCUUAAUCUCAUUCGCAUCGAGAUGUUGAACUUCGGAGCAGAGUAUGUGUGGUUGGACGUUCUGUGUUUGCGGCAGGAGUAUGUGAUUAGGGAGGAUCGCUAUGAGGAGGAUCAGCGCAAGGAAGAUCAGCGCAAGGAAGAGUGGAAGUUGGACGUCCCCAUGAUCGGAGCAGUGUAUGAUGGCAGCCUUAGGAAGACAGUUAGUUUUCCUAGAAAGUCGCAUACAGUGGUCUACUUAAGCGGACUGGGUCGGCCGUUGAAUUUCAAGCUGGGUGAUCUCGAGAGUAACCUGUGUUGGUUCAAUCGGGCGUGGACGCUACAAGAGAUCCCAGAUGACUCUGGGCCACUCGCUGUUGGUGGGGAUACCGGUGAUGCGGAAGAGGAAAUGCGAAUGAAGGCCUAUAAUGCACUGGAAUUUUUGCGCGACAUGCGAAUAUGGGUGGAACCAUUUGAGAUCCUGUCAGAGAUGCGGAGACGGGUGUCAACAAAGCCUUUGGAUAAAAUUGCAGGCUUGAUAUACCUUCUUGAUGCAGAGUCUAUCCCAAUAUAUAAUGGGGCUCAGUCGGAAGAAGAUGCCUGGGCAGCCCUCGUGGAUACCACAUCGCUUUCGCUACGGACAGAGUUGUUCCUCUGCUUCCCUGGACCUGGGAAUAAAAAGAAAUAUUGGCAUCCAUCAUGGGAGCAGGUAAUGGCACACACACUUCCGUGGGGUAAUGGGAGACAUGGACGCAAUAUCGGGUGUGUUUUUCGGAUAGAGGAGAUAGAUUCCGACUGGUACGAGGGACCACGUGUUGACUCAGUCUAUAUCAACGGAUUGGCUGAAACAUCGAACAAAACUCGACAGGGAAAGUUGUUCAUCAAGGAUAGAAUGGGAAAAUUCUGUCCAUGCACAAUCGUUGCUGACCACGCCUACCCGAUACGCGAUGACUGGUAUACACUCAUAGCCCAAUGUGAAAGUUAUUCCCUUGGAUCAAGUCGUGACUGGGUAGUUGGGCGGCUAAGACACGACGGGAAGUUUGAGAAAGUGUCCGUAAUCAGGUUGGCACUGAACGAUGAAGAAACGCGGGAUCAUUGGAGGUUCAGAACUGAAACAUGGGUCAAAACAGUUCUUUGUUGAUUUACUUUGGUUUACAGUGUGCUCCACGCGAAUCCACUUAAUUUCGGCGAGAUAGGAC
This is a messenger RNA of Desarmillaria tabescens, 1873 nucleotides long. RefSeq lists its product as uncharacterized. Bases 127 to 1815 code for a protein of 562 amino acids. NCBI's taxonomy places the organism in Eukaryota, Fungi, Basidiomycota, Agaricomycetes, Agaricales, Physalacriaceae. The transcript has 3 exons. The record is from RefSeq and is a predicted model, not a curated record.